AUGGGAAAUUCAUUUGCUAAUGCUUUUGUUGAAAAACAAAGAGCUCUCCAAUUGGAGAUGCAAGACCGUAUGGCCAUCAAUCAAAAGAAAUCACAAAUGGCCAUGCAGGAACGAAUGAAGAGAAUGCAAAUCGCUACUCAAGUUGCUAUGGCUAGAGAAAGGUUUUGGUGGUUCGCAGGAUUUCAUGCAUUCAUUACAACAGGAAUGGCCAUCAAGAGAAAGAAUAUCCCACCCGCAGCAGUUUUGCCCUAUUUGGCGUUCACAUUGGUCACCUUGUAUCAAUGGGACUUUGCCUAUGGAAACAAAUUAGAGAGAAUUGAAAAGAUUUAUAACAAGGUGCAACAAGAAGAACAUUGGUAUACUCCUGUCGAUCAAGAAGCAAAAUAA
Molecule: messenger RNA, 387 nt
Organism: Naegleria fowleri
Lineage: Eukaryota; Heterolobosea; Eutetramitea; Acrasida; Naegleriidae
Exons: 1
Coding region: 1-387 (128 amino acids)
Biological process (GO): positive regulation of plasminogen activation
Cellular component (GO): plasma membrane
Source: RefSeq, a predicted model, not a curated record